This is a messenger RNA of Rhagoletis pomonella (apple maggot), 2169 nucleotides long. RefSeq lists its product as uncharacterized. NCBI's taxonomy places the organism in Eukaryota, Metazoa, Arthropoda, Insecta, Diptera, Tephritidae. The record is from RefSeq and is a predicted model, not a curated record.
GUAAAACGUAACCGUUUAUGUUUUUCAUGCUUGCAGGUUGGACACAGCCUGACCGAUUGUUUUAAAAAGAAGCCAUGUGGCAUAAAUGGAUGCGUGCGCCUGCAUAAUCAAUUACUUCAUUCUGAGGCCAAGCAGCCUCCAAAGCCAGUCACGCCAAACAACGAAGAAAGGGAGCACAUACUCAACUGCCGCGAAGAACGCUCUCUUUCACACCUUUUCAAGAUAUUGCCGGUCAUCUUGUCAGGUCCACUAGGAAGAAUUUCCGUUUACGCCAUGUUUGACGAAGGGUCAUCGAUUUCGCUGCUUGAGGAGAAGGUAGCCAACAGCCUAGGCCUUAGAGGAAACGCCGCACCACUCACACUGCAAUGGUAUGACGACAAGAGGACAACAGAGAAGUCACGUAAAGUAGCCUUGGCCAUAAAGGGUCAUGCGGAGAAGUCGUCAACGUAUGAUAUAAAGAACAUACGCACAGUCAAAAGCCUAAAUCUGCCAACACAAACUUUCUGUCGAGAUGAUCAUUCACAUUUGAAGUCGCUGCCGAUAAAAAAUUACGAUAAUGCCAAGCCUGUUCUGCUGUUGGGUUUGGAUAACUGUUUCCUUGAGGUGACAGAACACAUUGUAGAGGAUGGGCCAUACAAACCCAUCGCAGCCUUAACCAAAUUAGGUUGGACCGCAUUUGGUCCUACUAAUUCACGAAGCAACGCCGAGCCACGUGUACUUCAUCUGCGUGAGGGUCAAGCGCUUAAGGAGCUACAAAAGGUGGUCGAAGACUAUUUUGCUGCCGACAGUUUUGGUGUACGAAAUUCUGACAUUGUGCUCGAAUCUGAUUCAUACGCCCGGGCCAAGAAAAUUCUUGCUGAAACAACAAAAAACAUCGGAAGGCAAUACGAAGUUGGUCUGCUAUGGCGAGAAGAAAAUGUAAAUUUGCCUAAAAGUUAUGCCAUGGCCAAACAGAGGUUGCUCAACAUUGAGAACAAAAUGACACGAGAUGCCGCCUUUGCCGCCAAUUAUAGAAAAGAAAUCGACAAAUAUAUCGCGAAGGGAUAUGCCCGAUUGUUGGAGCCUGAAGAAGCUAACUGUGAAAGCCCUACCACUUGGUAUUUGCCACAUUUUGGAGUGGUGAAUCCAAGCAAACCGAAUAAGCUUCGCAUUGUAUUCGAUGCUGCCGCCGCUACGUCGAACAUAUCACUGAACUCGGCACUCCUAAAGGGACCGGAGCACGCUCAGCCGCUUUGGACGAUUAUCGCUAAGUUUCGUCAGGGUGUUGUGGCUGUAGCGGGUGAUAUACAGGAAAUGUUCUCGCAAGUCAGAAUACGCGAUGCCGAUCAAGACUCGCAGCGAUUCCUAUGGAGGAAUGGGUGCGUUUCAACGCCGAUUCAAGUUUACCAAAUGGUGUCGAUGAUUUUUGGUGCCGCGUGUUCACCAUGCUGCGCUGAGCACGUGAAAAACGUCAACGCUGAAGGCCAUAUGGAGGCGAUGCCCAUGGGCGCAAACGCUGUUAUCGAAAACACGUAUGUUGACGACCUCGUCAUUAGUUUCGACAGCACGCAAGAAGCCGAAGAAAUUACUUUAGAAGCCAUUCGCAUUAAUGCUGCCGCCGGGUUUAAACUUCGAAACUUCGUAUCGAAUUGCAAAAGUUUGGAAGCCAAGCUCAAUAACGAUGAAGUCGUCCAAGGAGAAAGCUUCAACUUGGAAAGAGGAAAUAGUACCGAGAAAGUACUGGGAAUGUUUUGGAACACAAACAAAGACACAUUCGAGUUCCAUUUCAAAUUCCAUAAAGUGCCAAAAGACGUUUUGGAAUGUAAACGCCCACCAACUAAACGAGAGAUGCUUGGAAUCGUUAUGUCGGUUUACGAUCCGUUUGGACUCUUAGCUAAUUUCAUGAUAUACACCAAACUUUUAUUACAAGCAACCUGGAAGAUGCAAAUAACAUGGGAUGAGCCGCUUCCGUAUGAAAUGCAAGCCUAUUGGGCAGCCUGGUGGAAGGAGUUCCAACGUGUGGAACAAUUUUCUACUCCCAGAUGUUAUUCACCGUUAUUACCAUCAGCCGAUGAUGUAGAAUUACAUGUUUUUGCCGAUGCAAGCGCCACUGCCUAUGCUGCCGUUGCGUAUCUGCGCAUGAAAAGAGGAUGCGAAGUUGACGUCGCAUUUGUUGCUGCUAAAACACGA